Molecule: messenger RNA, 609 nt
Organism: Penicillium coprophilum
Lineage: Eukaryota; Fungi; Ascomycota; Eurotiomycetes; Eurotiales; Aspergillaceae
Exons: 1
Coding region: 1-609 (202 amino acids)
Source: RefSeq, a predicted model, not a curated record
AUGAUUCCUAUUCAGUCCCGUCUACAGGAGAUGUCGCUCCCCAAGGCGGCAGCUCCUAUCGCCAGCACAGAUCCAGCACAACCUACAUUUGCCUGGAGUGGCAGCGCCUCUUCUUCCAUGUCAAGCCCCUUCGCCCCUCCACCAACUCCCAGCGACUCCCUCCUCGACAUCAACCCCCGCAAGUCCUCUUUCUCAAGUGAAAUGGGUGCAGCCUAUGCCUUCCCCUCCUGGCCCAACCGUCCCUCUCUUUCAAGCCACGACUCUACAGAUUCAUGUGCCAGUGCUUUCCUCUCUGAUGACGACCUCCUAUGGAUGCCAGAGAACUCCGGCGCUGAGAAAGAAGUGGAGGAAGCCAUUAACCAAGACGCCGAUGCCAUCUGCUCAGUGACCAUGGAACAGCAACUUCAACGCAUGCGCAUCAUCGCCGAAGAACAAGAUCGGGCCAAUUUCCUCGCCAAGGUUGAAGCCCACGCCCGAGCAACCCAAGCCCUCCGUUCAGCCAAGCAGACGAUUGUGACAGAGCGAGAGACAUCGAAGCGCAAGAAGCGCCGUGUCGUUCCUACUCCCAAACGACGUGCUCACUCGGCAUCCAAGGUGCACAGUCAAUAA